Molecule: messenger RNA, 1212 nt
Organism: Salvia splendens (bonfire salvia)
Lineage: Eukaryota; Viridiplantae; Streptophyta; Magnoliopsida; Lamiales; Lamiaceae
Exons: 3
Coding region: 1-1212 (403 amino acids)
Molecular function (GO): nucleic acid binding
Source: RefSeq, a predicted model, not a curated record
AUGGGGCACCAAGAGUAUUCCUCAGAAUUCAAGAACCAAGUGGUCCAAUUCAUCAUCGGAAGGUGUGUGGGCGGUGUACCUCCUCGUGGCACACUUAAGGAAGCACAACUGAAGUUUACAAUCUCCCGGCAAACCUGUACAAGGUGGUGGAAUGCUGUAAAGAAACAGCAACAACGAGGAACAUCAGUUCAACUGGUGCAACCUCUUGAGUGUGGCAGUGGGUUUAGGUUGUUCAAAAACAACCGUAAGGAUGGCCUGAUUAUACCACACACAUCAGCAAACAAGUUGUUACGGCUGAGAUUCACAGUUGAAUCAUUAGAAUUUGACAGAAUCCUCAACAAAAUCAGAUUCAUGAAUAUGCACAACACUAUACAUAUUGAUGAAAAAUGGUUCUACAUGACAAAAGGAACUCAGAGAUUCUAUCUUGCUCCAGGAGAGCAAGAACCGCAUAGAACAUGUAAAAAUAAGAAGUUCAUAUCCAAAAUAAUGUUCAUGUGUGCAGUUUGUAGACCAUUGUUUGGUGUUCAUGGUGAAGUGUUGUUUGAUGGAAAAAUUGGAAUUUUUCCCUUUACCAAACAAGUUGCAGCCAAGAGGUCAAGUAAAAACAGGCAGGCAGGCACUAUGGAGAAAAAACCCAUAGAGAGUAUCACAACAAAUGUGGUGAGGGAAUGCUUGAUCAAUAAGAUAUUACCUGCCAUCAUAGCCAAGUGGCCAGAUGGGGCAACUAAAGUUCUCAAGAUACAACAAGAUAACGCGAGACCACACAUCAAAGACAAUGACUCAGCUUUCAGAGAAGUUGCACAACAAAGUGGGUUCUCAAUCUCAAUUGUGCAACAACCACCUAACUCACCUGACACCAAUGUGAAUGACUUGGGUUGGUUCAGAGCAAUACAGUCACUACAAACUCAGACUGCAUGCAAUAAUGUGGAUGACUUAGUGAAUGCAGUUGAGAAAUCAUUCCAUGAAUUACAACCAGAGACUUUGGAUAAUGUUUUCCUAAGUCUUCAAGGCUGUUACAUGGAAAUUAUGAAAGUCCAUGGUCAGAACAGAUACAAGCUGCCCCACAUGGGGAAAGCACAUUUAAGGAGGACAAAUCAGCUUCCACUGAAUCUAGAAGUUCCAGUGGAACUGGUUAUGGAAGCAGUAGCUUAUCUGAGAGACCAGGGGAGCAAUCAUGGAUUGGAGUCAAUAUCCCAAGCCUUAGGAUUAUGA